AUGACUCGCAGGCGUUUCCUGGUGGAAACCGGAGCCCAGAUCGGCGUGGUUCCCCCCACUCCAGUUGACCGCCGCUGUUCCAGCCCUGGUCUACAUCUCCAAGCUGCAAACUGUUCCCCCCUUUACACUUUUGGUAGUCGUUCACUUACCCUAAGCAUUGGUUUACGUCGAUCAUUCUCCUGGAUAUUUGUGAUUGCCGAUGUGCCUCAUGCAAUCCUUGGUUCCGACUUCCUUGCCGAGUUUGAUCUUGUUGACUGUCGGCGUUCCUGUCUCGUCGACCGCACAACUGGUCUUUCUGUCCGCGGUCUUACACCCUUUAAUGACUCCAGCAAUUUAUCUGUUCUGGACACAGGUAUUGGCCGCCUAUGCCGAGACCUGCUCCUCCAACACCCCAACAUAAUCAAACCCCAGUUUCGCAGUGGUGAUGUCCAGCAUGACGUUGUCCACCACAUUCGCACCUCUGGCCCAUCAGUAUUCGCACGGCCUAGACGACUGGCUCCGUCCCGUCUGGAAGCGGCGAAGGCCGAAUUUGAGCACAUGCUGCAACUGGGCAUAAUUCGCCCGUCCGAGAGUCCAUGGGCGUCCCCUCUGCAUAUGGUGCCCAAGGCGACAUCAGACGACUGGCGGCCCUGUGGUGACUAUCGCGCCCUCAACAAUGCGACCAUCCCGGAUCGUUAUCCCGUCCGUCAUCUUCAAGAUUUUGCUGGAGCUCUUUUCGGCAAAUUGGUUUUCUCGAAGAUUGACCUUGUUCGGGCCUUUCAUCAGAUUCCUGUCGCUCCUGAGGAUGUUCCCAAAACUGCCGUCACCACACCAUUCGGCCUGUUCGAAUUUAUUCGCAUGCCAUUUGGUCUUCGCAAUGCUGCCCAAACAUUUUAG
Spirometra erinaceieuropaei is the source of this 876-nucleotide messenger RNA. The record is from the annotation of a GenBank genome assembly. NCBI's taxonomy places the organism in Eukaryota, Metazoa, Platyhelminthes, Cestoda, Diphyllobothriidea, Diphyllobothriidae.